CGCUUUAGAAGUUCAGACGUGGUUUAGACGCUGAGAGGGAACAAAGCAUCAGAAUUAAAAAUGCGGCUCUGCAGUUUGCUCACUGCGGUCAUCUUCGCGCUCCUGCGGGACAGCACUGCGUCCCUGUUCGUGCAGGGUCCUUCAGAAACAAUCGUCGAGGGAGACACUGUGACUCUGGAAUGUCUUGACUCGGAAUCUGAGUUCAACAUCAGCUCCGUGCACUUUGAAAAACUAUCCAGGCACAGGCAGAUUUGGCAUCGGCUGGACUUAUACGACUACGGCUAUUAUUACCGCCGCUGCUUCUGGUACGACGCGGAAGUGAGUAAAGAAGACGGCCGCCUGCGCCUUAUCUUAGCGAGAGUCCAGACCUGGACUGCUGGAACGUUCCGCUGUGUGCCUGACAACCUGACUGAGGUGGACAAUUCAUCACUGCCCUUCAAGCUCAUGGUGCACUAUAUUCGCGAUGUGACGGUGAACAAGGCCGGAGCAACCUACCUCACCCGGUACCUCGCCCCACAAGACGAGCUGCGUGUUAAAGUAGGGGACGACGUCGAGCUGGAAUGCUCUACCACCGCCUCGGAGACCCCUCAGUAUUCCUGGCUCAAAGAGGGAGAGGACUGGGUGGUUCCCUCCAAUAAGCUAAAGCUGAAGCAAGUGCGCGAGCAGGACAGCGGGGAAUAUACCUGCACGGCUCAGCACCCGUCUGUCAGCUCCCUCGUCAAGAAGCGAACCAUCAGCCUCACUGUCCUGCCAGAGGAAGCCGCGUGGUAUGAAACGACUUCAGGCCGCAUUUAUCUCUUCUUGUCUGCAACAAUGGCGCUUCUUGUGGUUGCCAUCCUGACCACGACUGUCUUCUUGUGCCGCCGGUCCCGACAGAACAAGAGCAAGGGCCCGAUCGACGACCACUCCCAGAAGAAGCCUAUCUACAGGAACAGCGUGGAAUCUCUGGUUUCCACUGCUGGAGACAAACAACCACUGGUCUAAUGAGUGAGAUGGAGAGGGGAGAGAGGAGAGAGGUGGAUGAGGACAGUGAGUGUUGAAGUUUAGGAGAGAAAGAACCUGCCAGAUUGGAUAAGAGAUGGUUCGUUAGUGAAACGCAGGCCGUGAAUUGUAUUGAAGACAGUAGGAAAAGGGUGUGUGGACUUGAUAGGCAGACAUGAUUGUUUCAUGGUAAUGGUUCCAAUUCAGCAGGUUUGGCAGCAGUACUCCUCGACUAAAGGUGUGCAAUUUUCUCUGUAUUGAUUCACAACCCAACAAAAUUGAGAUUCACGCCUGUUGUCUAAGACAGGCACUGCGAAUGCUGGUGUGAGCUUUAAAUCUCUGAUCUUUUUCAGAUAUAACCCUUUCCUGCUACUCACUCCUCCAGCCUUGAGUUGUAAACAAGUCGCUUUUUCUGGCAGCGUCAGUUUGUUAGACAAUCAUUCUGGUGGACACAAUAUGAUACAGCAACUUUAGGUGAAGUGUUUAUUCGUGGGCUCUCUAUUCUACUCGACAGCACCUUUAUUAAAUGCAACUGUAAGACUAUAUGAAAAAUAUGAUAGCACUUUAAAUCUUUUACACAAUGUUUGAUCAUUGCUUUGUAAUUUUGAAAGUUACAUUAAACAUCUUUUAAAAUACA
Messenger RNA from Clarias gariepinus (North African catfish), 1618 nucleotides. RefSeq lists its product as uncharacterized. Gene Ontology annotation, cellular component: plasma membrane. The transcript is spliced from 7 exons. The coding region runs from base 61 to 984 and encodes 307 amino acids. Lineage: Eukaryota; Metazoa; Chordata; Actinopteri; Siluriformes; Clariidae. The record is from RefSeq and is a predicted model, not a curated record.